UAAAACAUUGUUCAAAAAAUGAACAUAUCAAGUUAUAAUUUUCAUGCUCCGUCUUCGCUUUUUUUUUCUUGGUACGACUACAUCCUUUUCGGGGUGAUGCUCUCUAUUAGUGUUUUAAUCGGCAUUUAUUUUGGCUGUUUUGGUACCAAGCAAUCAACAGCCAACGAAUAUCUGAUGGGCGACAAAAGGAUGAAACCUUUCAUAAUCACAAUGUCGCUAAUAGCCAGUCACAUUUCUGGUACCACUCUUUUAGGCCUACCAGCCGAUGCCUACCGCUAUGGUGGAACCUUCCUCCUAAGCGGCAUUAGUAUGUUUUUUGUUGUUCUUGCAACAAUUUACAUUUACUUACCAGUAUUUUACAAUUUGCAAAUCACCAGUCUUUAUGAAUACCUCGAAUUGAGGUUUGACAACAGGACGAAGAAAUUGGUUUCUUUGCUUUACAUCUUGUACUCGUUCCUCAUCCUUCCAUUAAUCAUAUAUGCAGCAUCUCUCGCUGUAUCCACUGCCACCGGUCUUCAGAUGUCCACAAUAAUCCCUCUAGUCUGCACCACUUGCAUUUUUUACACCAGUAUUGGGGGCUUCAAGGCGGUGAUUUGGACCGAUGCUUUCCAGUGUAUCAUCACUCAAACAUCCGUUAUUAUCGUUUUUGUGCUAGGAAUUAAGUCAGUUGGGGGAUUUACCGAGAUUUGCACACGCGCAAUUGACAGUGGAAGACUUGAUUUGUUCAACUUUGAAUUUGACAUCACUAAAAGGCACAGUUUUUGGACUAUUGUGAUUGGGGUUUCCUUCAUUUGGUUAAGUAACACGAGUGUUUACCAAACGUGUGCCCAAAAAUUUCUCGCCGUUUCCACACUACAAGGGGCCAAACUUACUGUCAUUUUUUACGGGAUUGGCAUAGUGGCAAUUAAGGCAAUUUGUGUGUUACUUGGACUUGUCAUUUAUGCAAAUUAUCACGAUUGUGACCCUUUCACGACCAAAGAAGUGACAAGUAACGACCAAUUGGUACCGUAUUUUGUGAUGGAAGUGGCGAAAGGGGCUCCAGGUUUGGCUGGGGUUUUCACAGCUGGGAUUAUGAGCUCUGGAUUGAGUGGCCUAUCAGCCAAUUUAAAUUGUUUGGCUGGAACAAUAUAUGUCGAUUUUUUGGCACAGUUUCUUCCACACAUUUCCGAAAAAACCAAAUGUGGAAUUUUGAAAUUGUUAGUAGUGGUGGCCGGAAUUGUGUGUCUUGGGAUGGCUUUUGUGAUGCAGUAUUUGGGCGGAAUUAUCCCUUUGACCAUCACGUUUCAAGCAGUAACAAAUGGGCCAAUUCUUGGAAUUUUUACUUUAGGACUGUGUGUACCAAGAGCUAGUGCUAAAGCCGCUUUUUAUGGUGCUAUAAUUGGUUUAAUCUCAAUUUCUGGUAUCGUGGUACCAGCACAGUAUUUCCAAAGUCAGGGAUUAAUGAAUGAUUUGCCAAAACCUGUAUCUACAGAAAAUUGCACUUUUUACAACCAAACUUUGGUACCAGAAACGGUACCAAAUGAGACUUUUAUUCUUUUUAAAAUUUCUUACUUUUUUUAUUCUUUAAUCGGGUCAAUUGUCACACUCGUGGUGGGAUUAUUGAUCAGUUUUAUGGAUAAUAGUGAUUUUACAGUUGAUGAGAAAUUGAUAACUCCUCUAGCACACUUUUUAUUGCCCGAAAAUAAAAAAGCUGAGUAUCGGAGUGUUGAUGCAGCUUUGAAAAGUUUGAAGCAUUUGAAAUAAAUCACAAAAUUUUUCUUGGUCUAACAAAGGACAAAUUAUGCUUGAUUUUUUAAUUUCCAAGAUUGUUUUUUUCUUACUUUUUUGGAUUUGCA
Molecule: messenger RNA, 1835 nt
Organism: Tribolium madens (black flour beetle)
Lineage: Eukaryota; Metazoa; Arthropoda; Insecta; Coleoptera; Tenebrionidae
Product: sodium-coupled monocarboxylate transporter 2-like
Exons: 7
Coding region: 19-1743 (574 amino acids)
Biological process (GO): sodium ion transport; transmembrane transport
Cellular component (GO): membrane
Molecular function (GO): symporter activity
Source: RefSeq, a predicted model, not a curated record